AAUGUCAGUUAUUAGAAGCGAGGACUGUCGUUUUCAAAGAUUUUCCUUGAAUUGAGGAAACCUAUUUAGAUUUCUCGGACUAUAAAAACAAUGAGAGUAAAUCUAGACUGUGAAUUGGUGUCUUGUGUUUGAUCAGUGUGGCUUGUAUUUUAUGUUAAAGAUUCAAUAUGCGUGCUUUCUUCAUUCUCGCCAUUGUCGUGGUUGCUGUGUAUGCUGUUGACUACGCUGCCAUUUUGCAGGAUGAGACAAGACUUAAGGCAGCAGUGGACUGUCUGUUGGACAGAGGACCUUGCGUCGAAGUACAGGAGUUAAAAGACAAAUUCCCUCAAUUAGUCGCAACUGACUGCGGCUCUUGCACACCAGAACAAAAAAUUAGAUUCGAAAUAGCAAAGAAGAUUAUACAGGAUAAUUACCCUGCAGACUUUGAAGCACUGAAGGCUAAAUAUCUACCCAGCUCAUAAACACUAUUACGUUGUCUGUAAUUGUAAUAAAACAUUGCCAGUAAUA
This is a messenger RNA of Galleria mellonella (greater wax moth), 507 nucleotides long. Its product is annotated as allergen Tha p 1. Lineage: Eukaryota; Metazoa; Arthropoda; Insecta; Lepidoptera; Pyralidae. The record is from RefSeq and is a predicted model, not a curated record. The transcript is spliced from 3 exons. Bases 168 to 461 code for a protein of 97 amino acids.